AUGAAGAACGAACGCAUUGUCGGACGAGCGCUUGCGGAAGUCUUGCCUGAGACCGACAAGUGGUGGUUCCAGAUCCCGCACUUGCUCCAACUCAAUCUCAUCCUCCUUGUGCCGUUGAUGUGGAGUUCAGUCGCCGGAUACGAUGGAUCGCUCAUGAAUGGAUUGCAGUCUCUGGAGCAGUGGAAGUCUUACUUCGGCAACCCAGCGGGAGCUCUUUUGGGACUGGUCAAUGCUGCUCAAUCCAUCGGCUCCGUCCUCGCUCUCCCCAUCGUCGGAACGUUCUCAGACAGAUAUGGCCGUAAAGCAGUCCUCCUAGCAGGAAUCCUCGGUGUGAUGAUCGCCACAGUCAUCCAGGCCACCUCAACCACGCUGGCCCAAUUCGUCGUAUCCCGCCUGGUCGUGGGUGCUGCGGGCAUGUUCGCAGCCCAGCCGAGUCCUCUUCUGCUAGCAGAGCUGUCGUAUCCAACUCAUCGUGGCAAGUACACUUCGGCGUACUGGACGCUCUACUAUCUGGGGGCGAUCCUGGCAUCGUGGACGACCUUCGGCACACAAGGCUAUCAGUCAACCUGGUCUUGGCGAAUCCCUUCGAUCCUUCAAGCAGGUUGGCCUGCCGUCCAGCUCGCAUUCUUCUAUUUUCUUCCUGAAUCGCCGAGAUGGCUGGUCUCAAAAGAUAGGAACCAAGAAGCUCUCCAUAUCCUCGCCAAGUACCAUGCCGGUGGCGAUGUGCAAAGUCCAUUGGUGGUUCGAGAGAUGAGCGAGAUCGUGGAUACAAUCAAAGUGGAACAGGCUGCCAAGUCGACGGGCUGGGGCACCUUGAUCAAGACUCCCGGAAAUCGAAGGAGACUGUUCAUUGCUGUUUCUCUCGGCACCAUGGCCCAGUGGAAUGGCAUCGGCGUAGUCUCGUAUUACCUGACCCUCGUCCUUGACACGGUCGGCAUCACAGACCCGUUCAUGCAAACGUUGAUCAACGGUCUGCUACAAAUCUUCAACUUCAUCGUCGCCCUGACAGCAGCAUUCCUGGUAGAUCGCCUUGGUCGAAGAACGCUCUUCAACUUCUCGGGUGUCGUCAUGUUGCUCUCGUAUAUCGUGUGGACCGCUUGCUCAGCAGUCAACAACGAGACCGGCUCGACGCCGGCCGGUAUCGUUGUCAUCGUCUGUCUGUUCGUCUUUUAUCUCGGCUACGACUGCAGCUUCACGCCGCUUCUCAUCUCGUAUCCGACAGAGAUAUUCCCAUUCUCCACAAGAUCCAAAGGCCUGACCUGUGAAUUGCUAGCGAUCUACAGUUCCCUGGUGAUCGCAGCCUUUGUGAACCCCAUCGGCCUCGAGAACAUCGGCUGGCGGUACUACAUCGUCUUCUGCUGUCUUUUGGUCGUAUUCCUCGCAAUCACAUAUUUCACAUACCCCGAGACUCGAGGCUACUCCCUGGAGCAAAUCGCCGAAGUAUUCGAUGGCCCACAGGCCGCACGAGACAUCGCAGAUCCAGAGAGGAAGCUGAGCAAGAGUGGCUACGAGGAGCACAUCGAAGAGCGUGUUGAGUCUGCAUAG
Molecule: messenger RNA, 1545 nt
Organism: Zasmidium cellare ATCC 36951
Lineage: Eukaryota; Fungi; Ascomycota; Dothideomycetes; Mycosphaerellales; Mycosphaerellaceae
Exons: 7
Coding region: 1-1545 (514 amino acids)
Biological process (GO): carbohydrate transport; transmembrane transport
Cellular component (GO): membrane
Molecular function (GO): carbohydrate:proton symporter activity
Source: RefSeq, a predicted model, not a curated record